UUAUUAUCUCUAAAACAAUUGCCGCGAAUCCUGGAGUCACGAGUCGGAGAUCGGAUCUCGAAAGCCGGAAGAACUCACACAAUUGCAUACUUAGACCAAGAGGAGUAGAGAGGCUGUGUAGAACAAGCAAACAUGGAGUACAUAACAGGCACGCUUAGACCAAACAAGCAAGCCUGUGUAGAAGGAGCAAACAUGGCGUUGAGAGGCUUGGCAACAGCGCUGCUCCUAAUCAACUUCUCCUCUUGUUAUCUCUCUACUCCAUCCUUGGCCACCUCUGAUGGCUAUGGCUUCAUCCAGUGCCUGACACACAAGAUACCCGGUGAGCUGAUCGUCACGCCGGGCUCCAGCAACUUCACCAGCGUGCUUGUCUCAACCAGCAAGAACUCCAACUUCUUAACCAAUACCACGGUGAAGCCAAUUUGCAUCGUCACCGUGGCAGACGCCUCCCACGCGCAGGCCGCCGUGGUGUGCGGGCGUCAGAACGGCGUGCGCCUCCGCGUGCGCAGCGGCGGGCACGACUACGAGGGCCUGUCCUACCGGUCGGCGCGGGCCGAGGUGUUCGCGGUGGUCGACCUCGCCAACCUCCGCGCCAUCACCGUGUCCGCCGACGAGGAGUGUGGGCCGACUGCGUGGGUCGACUCCGGCGCCACCGUCGGCCAGCUCUACUACACCAUCGCCAAGACCAACCCGGAGCUCGGUUUCCCGGCCGGCGAGUGCCCGACUCUCGGUGUCGGCGGUCACUUCAGCGGCGGCGGGAUCGGCAUGAUGAUGCGCAGGCACGGGCUCGCCGUCGACCAUGUCAUCGACGCCAAGCUGGUCAACGCCGACGGCGAGCUUCUCGACAGGGCAACCAUGGGAGAGGAUCUGUUCUGGGCCAUCCGAGGAGGCGGCGGGGAGAGCUUCGGCAUUGUCCUGUCAUGGAAGGUGGGCCUCGUGAAGGUCCCACCGACAGUGACAAUGUUUCGCAUCCCUAGGACGCUUGAGCAGGGCGCUGCGGACAUCGUGACCAAGUGGCAAGUUGUCGGGGCAACCCUGCUGCCCAGGGACAUCAACAUGAUGGUUAUUCUGCAGGGUCAACAGGCCGUGUUCCAGGCCCUGUACCUGGGCAGGUGCGAUGAGAUCCUGCCGACCAUCGCGUCCCUUCUCCCGGAGCUAAACGCGACGGAAUCCGACUGCAACGAGAUGACCUGGCUUGAAGCGAUGGCGUUCAUCGGCUUCCGCGGCAACACCAACACAACGGCGCUCCUGGACCGGAACAUCGGCUACAAUGCCUUCUUCAAGGUCAAGUCCGACUACGUCCGACAUGCCAUCGACAAGGAGGUCUGGCCGGAGAUCUUCAACUGGUUCUCCAUGAACGGCUCCGGGUUCGUGAUGCUGGAACCCCACGGCGGGGUCAUCGGCACCAUCCCCGCCGGGGCGACUCCGUACCCGCACCGGAGCGGUGUGUUGUACAUCAUCCAGUACAUCGCUCCCUGGCCGGCCGGCGACGAUGGCUCGACUGCGAGAAACUGGGUCAGAGACUUCUACAACUUCAUGGGGCAGUACGUGACCAAGAGCCCCAGAGAGGCGUACAUUAACUUCCGGGACCUAGAUAUCGGCGAGAACAAAGUGGUGAAUGACGUCAGCGUGUUCGGUAGCAGUAAGGUGUGGGGUAAAAAGUACUUUGGUGGCAACUUCAAAAGGCUCGCGAAGGUGAAGGGGAUGGUGGAUCCAACUGAUUACUUCAGGAAUGAGCAGAGCAUCCCGCCACUGCUCCAAGGCUAUUGAAUCUAGUGAAGUUGUGUUUCCCGUGUGCGUUGUACUAUUAGUGGCGCGAGUGCUUACCUUGGUAUUUCUGUCUUGUGAUUGUUUUCAAUGAAUCCGCACCAAACACGGCCUGAAGCUCAAGCUGUUCAAGAUAUUGACAUAGUACAUUCAAGAUUGAAUACACUUUCAUACAUUUAAUAUC
Panicum virgatum (switchgrass) is the source of this 1948-nucleotide messenger RNA. Its product is annotated as berberine bridge enzyme-like Cyn d 4. The record is from RefSeq and is a predicted model, not a curated record. The coding region runs from base 133 to 1767 and encodes 544 amino acids. Lineage: Eukaryota; Viridiplantae; Streptophyta; Magnoliopsida; Poales; Poaceae. The transcript has a single exon. Gene Ontology annotation, molecular function: oxidoreductase activity; FAD binding.